CGCCCCCCCCAGCGGCCGUGGCGGGCGCGGCGCCGGACGGGGCGCGCUGCUGGUCGCCCCCCGGGCGGGCGGGCGGAGGUCGGUCCCGCUGCCGCCUGCUUCGCCCAUGGGCGCGGCGCAGGGCCGGGCCGCGGCGGCGCGGCGGCGGGGAGGGAGUCGCGAGUAGCGGCGCCGGCCGCCCCCCCCCGCGCUGCUCGGCCGGUCCCUCCCGGCGGUGGCGGCGGCUCCGCACCCCGCGGGCAGCGCCGGGCAUGCGGCGGCGGCAGGACCCGCGGCGAGACUCCCCGCAGCGCGGCGGCUGCACGCCCCGGGAGGCCGGGCGGCGCGGCCCCGGCGCGGGGGGGCUCUGACCGGGCGGCCGCCCGCCCGCCGCCCCCUCGGCGGCGCCAUGCGGGGCGGGCGGUGCUGGCUGCUGCUGGCGGCGCUGGGCUGGCUGCUGCCGGCGGGGGCCGCGGCCAGCGGCGAGUACUGCCACGGCUGGCUGGACGGGCAGGGCGGCUGGCGGGACGGCUUCCAGUGCCCCGAGCGCUUCGACGGCGGCGACGCCACCAUUUGCUGCGGCAGCUGCGCCCUCCGGUACUGCUGCUCCAGCGCCGAGGCGCGCCUCGACCAGGGCGCCUGCGACAACGACCGGCGGCAGGGCGGCGGCGAGCCCGGCCGCCCCGGCAAGGACGGCCCCGACGGCGCGGCAGUGCCCAUCUACGUGCCGUUCCUCAUCGUUGGAUCUGUAUUUGUUGCCUUCAUCAUCUUGGGGUCGCUGGUGGCAGCUUGCUGCUGCAGAUGCCUGCGGCCCAAGCAGGAGCCCCAGCAGAGCCGAGCCCCUGGGGGCACCCACCUGAUGGAGACGAUCCCCAUGAUCCCAAGUGCCAGCACCUCCCGCGGUUCCUCCUCCCGCCAGUCGAGCACUGCUGCCAGCUCCAGCUCCAGUGCCAACUCGGGGGCCAGAGCCCCCCCGACCAGGUCCCAGACCAACUGCUGUUUGCCAGAAGGGACCAUGAAUAACGUCUACGUCAACAUGCCGACGAACUUCUCAGUGCUGAACUGCCAGCAGGCUACCCAGAUCGUGCCACACCAGGGGCAGUACCUGCACCCCCAGUACGUGGGCUACGCUGUGCAGCAUGACUCGAUGCCGCUGACCCCUGUGCCCCCCUUCCUGGACGGUUUGCAGAGCGGCUACAGGCAGAUCCAGUCUCCCUACCCGCACACCAACAGCGAACAGAAGAUGUACCCAGCUGUGACUGUGUAGCGCUGACGCCUUCCUCCCCCUCCACACCCGGCAGAUUUUAAUAUCUAAACUGAACGAAGGAGAAGUGCUUCCUCGGAACGAAGCUCCCAGAACAUCACUUGUAAAUAAUUCUGAGAGGCUCAUGCAUGUCAGACAGUGUUUAUAAAUUUAUUUUCAUCGGGGUCCAUUGCCAGAAACUGUAGGAUGGUAUCUCUGAAUUAACGUUGCCAGAUACGCUCUCAUUCCAGUGCGUGAUUUACGGCGGUAAAGGAUUACGCUGAAAAUGCAUAUGUAUUUCAGAUCACUGUACUUGCGAGAUAAAUGCUGGAGCCAUUAAGUGCCCUUCAGGUAUGACAUGGUCAGAAGUAUUUGCCUAAUUAAUUCGUAGAAAGAGUUUUGUUACACUGUAGAAGACAGCAGUACUUAAGAAACCUCUUUUCUCCUCUCCCAGCUCCUUAAUGACGUUUCCCAUUGCUUUACAGACAAUCACAACCGAGAGCUGAACAGUGCAAUCCCUGUGUGCUGGGUGCUGGUACCAGCCCCUGUGGGUCCUUACACACCCCACCCCCACCCCCUCCCCAUUUUGGGGUGAAAUGCCAUGAAAGGCUUAGUCUUGCAAAGACCGAUUUUCCUUGUCCCUGGUAUUUAUGUAGGAAUUGGAAGAGCGUGAAUUAUUCAGCUCUUCCUUCCAGUGCACUUGAAACCCUUCUUGAUUUGGUUUUAUCUCGAGAUCAAGACCCAGUAGUGGUUUGCACAGACUUUAUCUUUGUGAACUUUUUAGCAAAAACAGGGUACCAGGUGCUUGCUCUUCCUGAUGCUCAGCAAAGCUUUUGGUACAGCUAGCGGCAUCUGAGCAGAGACUGUCUUUGUGGAGAAAGGUCGCGCUGUGACUCCAGGCACGCCUGCUUUAACCUCACUUCCCAUGAAACAGUAAACCCGUGUGACUGCACACAAAGCUGUCAGCCCUCAACCCUGCUUGUGGUGGAGUCAGACCGUAGGAGAACGGGCUCUUUCCUCCCCCACCAGCCUGUCCCCAGCCCUGCUCCGACUCUUUGCACUGGAGCUGGUGGCUCUGACUUGCUUUGUUUCAGCUGGGGAGAAAUACCUCUCCCGGCUGAAGAUGAGCAGUGUGCUGGGAAUAACUGGACUGUGCUAAUUGUAAUAUAUCACCCUGGAUGCAACAAACUAUUUAAGGCUGGUUUUGUCUCUUAAAAAGUCGUAGGUCUCUGCAUUUCCAUCCCUUUGCUCUUCAGCCAAAACACUGCAACAGAGGACUGGGGGGGCAUAUACCAAAACUGGGCGAUUAGUGUAACCAGACCAGAGCUGAUAUAAAAGGUUUCUUAUUGUCUGAUACUGUAUCAAUAUGUAGCAAUAACUGUGAUACUACUAUUUUUUGUAUGUCUGUUAUUAAAUUACACAUAGGUGCAGAAGCACUGCCAGAUCCAACGGUUUACUCAUAAACAUGCCACACACAGGCAGUCUGCAGCGGGCUGAAACGGUUUGACGACUGACGUAGGAAAAUGAAUAGGCGGUCUAUCCCAGAUCUGCUGUUCCUGGCCGUGAUCGCCCAUCCAGCAUGUAGGACCUGGACAGAAAGGUUGGCUUACGAGCCCUGGCUUCCCCUCCAGCCAGGCUGGGCGGCUUUGGCAAGGCAGCGCCCGGCUGCUGGAGGUGCUGGGUGCCUGCUCUGCCCACACCACCUGGGGGAACUUUAAAGGCAGUACGUGCACCAGAGCUGGGUGCUGCCAGGCUUUUGAAGGACCCAGCGUGCACUCGGGUCUCGUGGGGAUGUAGGGUUUUACCUGCCCACGUUACAGCUUGGUCCCACGCUGACCUUGGAAAGCUGAGCUGGUGGCAGGCGCAGGGGCUGGCAUGCCUGCCUUCAGCUGCUGCUGGCUCCGGCAGGAGCUGGAGGUGCUCGACCCCAGGUGAGACCCAGUCUGUAACUGGUGGCCAGACGGCAAGCUUGUCCACACCUGUGUGAUCUUUUCUAACUGUGAACCAAGCCAGCUAUUGCCCCCGCACCAGCAUGCACUGCCUGCCUUGCACCUGCCCUGGCAAGGACACCUCCUCUGACCUAUGAAAUUCAGGUGAAUCUCUUUGUAUAUUGUUUACUUGUUUAAAAAUAAAAGAAUAAGUUAAAUUUAAGUCUGUAGAAAUUAAUUUACAACUGAAGGCAGAGAAAUCUGAGUUGUAAUAAAAGGAAGUUCGCGAGAUGUCGUGGGGUUCUUUUUAAAUGUCAUGUACAAUAAUGUAAAACUAAUGUUACCAUUUGAUAGAGCUUUUAAAUCUCUGAAAGGGCACUUGCUUUAAAGUGUUUCUUACAAACGAAGAAAAAAGGCCCCUUUGUUUCUUAAUAAAUGCUUUAUGGUGUGACUUUG
Molecule: messenger RNA, 3606 nt
Organism: Falco peregrinus (peregrine falcon)
Lineage: Eukaryota; Metazoa; Chordata; Aves; Falconiformes; Falconidae
Gene: SHISA2
Product: shisa family member 2
Exons: 2
Coding region: 389-1246 (285 amino acids)
Biological process (GO): negative regulation of Wnt signaling pathway; negative regulation of fibroblast growth factor receptor signaling pathway
Cellular component (GO): endoplasmic reticulum
Source: RefSeq, a predicted model, not a curated record